Messenger RNA from Brassica napus (rape), 554 nucleotides. RefSeq lists its product as uncharacterized. NCBI's taxonomy places the organism in Eukaryota, Viridiplantae, Streptophyta, Magnoliopsida, Brassicales, Brassicaceae. The transcript is spliced from 2 exons. The record is from RefSeq and is a predicted model, not a curated record. The coding region runs from base 111 to 461 and encodes 116 amino acids.
CAAAAUCUAUCUCCACCAUAUUCAGACAGGAAACAUAAUCUUCAACUAGAUUUUUUUUCUUUCUCCAACAUUGUCAAGAAAAAAAGAGAAGAGAAGUGUGAGUCCAGAAAAUGUUGUGCGCAUGUUACCAUCAGCCAUUACCUGCCAGUACUAGCGUCUUGAACAACCGGCACGCGAAGCAAACAGAGAGUCUGGGAAGAAAACAAGUGUUCUUGUUCUUAUCCUCAUCUCCUUCAACUUCAAGCUUAAGAGGACAUCAAUGGCAAAUCUGUAACUAUCCAAAAGUUGGGCUCAGAUUAAAACCAAAAGCUAGUGUGGUGCCUCCGUCUGAAUCUGGUGAUAUCACCACCUUCCUCCUAGUAAGUGUAGCAAUGAUCUCAAUGUAUUUGGUAGCGAACUUUGUGGUUCCGUCAUUGCUUUUCAAGUCGCUCCAAGGUGAAGAGGAGGAAGACUCUGAUUGAGAACUUUAAGUCCCCUUGAUUUUAAGUUUUUGCUUUGUUACAUUAAUGUUUUUGUUACUUUAAUACAGCUCAUUUCAUCUAAUUUCUGCGUUA